AUGUACCCGGGUGGUUAUCUGCAGAAGUUACAAGCUUAUCUCCAAAAGCAACAGAAAAGGAUGUUUAUGAUUUUUUCACUUAUUGUGGUGCAAUUAGAAGCUCUUGGUGUAGCUAGAGUUGUAGCUGCAAUGAUUGGUUUAUCUAUAAUUCUUUUGUUAGGAGUCCUUGAUUGGGAUAAUUGCACUACGUCCUCCAUGGCUGCUUCAAGUGCAUAUUUCCUAUACAUUUUAAGGACUGAAUUUACGAGAGCGUCAUGCUCUUAUUGUCUAUUAUCUGCUCUCCUAUCAUUCAACUUUUUUUUCAUCACUCAAAAGAUAAACUCUUUGUUCGGUGAUUUUGGGUUGCAACAGAUACAAAAAGUGGUGGGUUUACAGCUGUUUAUAGCUAGUUUGGUGGUUCUUGCUCUCAAUUCAUCAUAUAGCUCUUCACAACCUGUGCCCUCAAGCCUGGCUAAAAUUGAACUACCAUAUUUUACAACUGAGAUAACAUCACCAUCAAGUCCUUUUGCUCUUUCUUUUGCAAAGCAUCUGCAAUCAAUUGGUGCUAAAAUGUAUGGGGCUUUCUGGUGUUCACACUACCUAGAACAAAAACAGAUGUUUGGAAGUGAGGCGGUAAAACUGUUGAAUUAUGUUGAAUGCUUCCCUGAUGGUUAUAAGAAAGGAACCAAAAUUUUAAAGGCAUGCACAGAUGCUGGAAUUGAAGGUUUCCCAACAUGGGUGAUAAACGGGCAGGUUUUGAGUGGUGAACGAGAGUUGUCAGAUCUUGCACAAGCAUCCGGUUUUGAUGUAAAAUGA
This is a messenger RNA of Ziziphus jujuba (common jujube), 795 nucleotides long. RefSeq names its product thiol-disulfide oxidoreductase LTO1. Bases 1 to 795 code for a protein of 264 amino acids. NCBI's taxonomy places the organism in Eukaryota, Viridiplantae, Streptophyta, Magnoliopsida, Rosales, Rhamnaceae. The transcript has 7 exons. The record is from RefSeq and is a predicted model, not a curated record.